AUGGCUCGAAUCGCCUUCUUAGCCUUAACUUAUGCAACCCUCAGCUUGUUGGUUUUAACACCUUUCAAUGCCGCAAAUGCGGCGCUAGCACCGUCGUCCGCACCGGAGGAAUAUGCAGCAGGACUCGCCGUGACGGGACUCGCCGCGGGGGCAGCGCCAGCGGCUGCGGCGUUCCCGAUCUGCCCGCGGACGGGCGCACGGCCCGUGAAGCCGACAGUGCCGCCCAUUCGGUGCCUGUCUGCCGCCCAGUACACGUGCUGUAGCUCGUGCGAGGACUUCGUCAUUUCGCUACAGCAGAACGCGGUCAACGCGACGGCGCUUCUCCUGGCCGUAGCGCCCAGCUUGGUGCUGCAGCUGGCGGACUCCACCCUGGGCUCCGACUACCAGUCGUGCGACGUCACGGGGCCUUAUACCGAGGGGCAGUUCAUACUGGAGCAGUUUAUAUGCGGGAUCACGUGUAACCCGGACAGCGGAUCGUACUUCGCGCUGCUCCCCAAGCCCACUGUAUCGGUGUGCAAGAACGUGUCGCAGCAGUUUUACGGCGCCGUGAAGGACGUCACCUUCCCCGGGUUCCCCGGCACGCUCGGCUCGUUUGUGAACAGCCCGGACACGUUCACGCGGCAGCUCUUUCAGGGGUUCGCCAACACAGUGGGCAUCAAGGACUUGCAAGUCAACUUCGUGGAUCCCACCCUCAAGGCCUGCUGGAACAUGACAGGAAGGCCCCUCCCUGCUGCUCAUGGCCACUGCGUGACCCAUUCAUCCUCCCCACUACCCUCACACUUACAGUCCCCUCCGUUCUCUUCCCCCUCCAUAUAUGUCUCUUCCCUCUCUUCCCCCAUCCAGCCCCUUCUCAAGGCCUGUUGGAACAUGACAGGAAGGCCCCUUCCUGCUGCUGCCGGCUGCUGCGACCCAUUCAUCCUCCCCGCCACCUGUCCCCGCAAUCUCCUCGACACCACUGCCCACCCCGAAUACCUCAAAGUGCUCAACCGCACUGUUCCGGACUUUUGCAGCAACCAGACAAACGCCGCCACCCCUCCGUCCGCCUCCUCCCCGCCUGCACCUGGAGAAUCUCCUGCUGGUUCGUCUCCGCCUGCACCUGAAGAAUCUCCUGCUAAUUCGUCCCCGCCUGCACCUGAAGAAUCUCCUGCUAAUUCGUCCCCGCCUGCACCUGAAGAAUCCCCUGCUGCUUCGUCUCCGCCCGCGCCUGGCAGCGGCUCGUUCGCGCAGUCAAUUAUGGGGCAGCGGCGCGUGUAUGCCGGUCGCGGUUCGCCAAUAACGACAGCGCACGCGGGAAGCAGCUCGCCCGUGGCGACAGCGUACUCAAGUAACGGCCUCGUCGCCGAUUCGCCUGCCAGCGGCAAUCGCGGCCGCCAUGGCGAUACCAAGGCGACUCGACAUCUAGAAGAAAAGAGCCUUCAUGACCCGCCGCAAGUCGCGAAGAGCAAGCCCCUCAAGUCGGAGUCACAAGUCGAUUCGCUGCAGCCGCCGCGAAGGAGUGUGGACUGUGACCUGGCGGCGUCGAUUGAUGACGUGGAAAUGGAGGAGGAUGACGCGCACUCGGCGGCAGAAUCGUUUUUCACCGACGGAGGAUCUACCGCGAGUCCUUAUCAUUACUUCCCGGCACGAACGGGCGGAACGGGAGGAGAGGGAGGAGCGUUUAUUCAUAGCCCUUACCAUUACUUUGCGGCAGGAGCGGGAGGAGAUGGGGGAGAGGGAGGAGGAGAAGGAGGAGGAAGUGGAGGGUUCACCAUGAGUCCAUACCGUCGCCUUUCCAAAGAGACGGCAGGAGAGGGAGCAGCGUCGAGCAGUAACCGUUUCCGUUUGUCUGUUGACGGAAGGGGGGCGGAGGAAGACGAGAGGGGAGCGGGAAGAGUGGGGGGAGGGGGCGGAGAAGAAGACGAGGGAGGAGGAGGUGAGGGGAGGGGAGAGGUACUAACAGGAGGGCGCAUGGAUUUUGUAAGGGCAGGCGCAGAAAUAGGAGGAGCAGCAGGGGCAACAGCAGCAGAACCAGCAGCGGCAGGGGCAGGGGCAGGGGCAGUAAUGGGAGGUCUAGACCUUGCAGCUAUAGCAAUGGAGGGGGAGGGGGACGGGGAGGGGGAAAGGGAGAGGGAAGAAAAAGGGGGAGAGGAGGGAGAAAGGAAGGAGUUCGACAACGCGAGUGACGAUAUGACUCUAGACCUCGUGUCUAUAGCCAUGGAUGGGGAAGGGGAGGGUGAGGGGGACACCUCGGACGAGGAGGACCAACGAGACGAUUCGGGCGGCAAAGGCGAACACGAUUGGGAAGGGAAAGGGGAGUUCCCGGAGUUAGGAGCGAUGAGGGGCAGCAGCUUCCUGGAAAGUGCGUUUGUGAGCGGGCGGGCGAAGCAGCAGCUGAGUCUGUCGAGCAUUCUGGCGAGUGGGUUUGGGAGCACUGCGGGCGGCAGUGUGGGCGGCAGUGUGGGCGGCAGUGUGGAUGGUGCAGCGGUUGGAAACAGCUCUGCUGUUGCGAAGCUGACUCAGGAGCUUAAGGCUCGGAAUGCCAACGCUGAGGCUCGGAUUCGCGAGGCCGAAGCACAGAACAGGGAUCUGAAGGCAGACCUGAACAAGUAUGAGGCUCGGCAGCGGGAGCUGGAGGUUCGGCACGAGGCUGCGCAGGCUCGGAUGCAGCAGAUGAGAAAGCAGCUGGCGGAAACACAGGGGGAGCUUUUCCAGGCGCGGCUGGAAGCAGGGGGGAGGGGGAAAGGCGCGGAAGGGGGAGGCGGAGGGGAGAAGGGGGAAGGCGCAGGGGGAGGAGGAGGGGAAGGGGGAAAGCGGAAAAGCCCCUUAGGGGGAAUAGGGCGCGCGCAUGUGACAGGGGGAUAUGCUUCCGCCAUGGCUAAGCUUAUAGAGGAGAUGCAGGAGUGUGAGGCUCGGCACGCCGAGGCUGAGGCUCGGUACAAGGACGCGGAGGCUCGGAUCAAGGAGUCGGAGGCUCGGAAUAGGCUCGGGGAGGUUCGGCACAAGGCGGCAACGCAGUGGCUGGAGAUGACGGAGCAGCGGCUGGUGCUGACUCAGCGCCAGCUCAGCGAGGCCCGGAGCGCAGGUGCAUCAGGAGCAGCAGCGCGCGGAGGAGGCAGCAGAGGCGAUGGGGGAGAUGAGCAGGCGAGUGGCGGAGAGGGUGGAGGAGGAGACAAAUGGGGGAGGCUGACUGCUGUGCGCGGGAAACCCCCUUCCCCAGUGACCUUAUCAACGCACCUGCCUUCUGCCUCAUCCCUCACCUUUCCCUUCCCACAGGCGCAGGCGCAGGUGCAGCAGGAGCAGCAGCGCGCGGAGGAGGCAGCAGAGGCGAUGGGGGAGAUGAGUAGGCGAGUGGCGGAGAGGGUGGAGGAGGAGAGGGUUCUGAGGGCUGAGAUUGAAGCAGCUGCCGUGCGAAGGGUUGAGGAGCUAGAGAGGGAGGGUGGAGGAGCUAGAAAACGAGGUGAGUGCAGCAGUACGGAUGGGUUUGGAUGUGUGCUGAUGGUUGAGAAGUGGGGUGACCGACAAGGCAAGGUGGAAGAGAGUGUGGAGAAGGAGAGGGUUCUGAGGGCGGAGAUUGAAGCAGCUGCUGUGAGAAGGGUGGAGGAGCUCGAGAAAGAGCUGGAAUUGUUAAAAGCUGAUUCGCUACAGCGUUUGAAGGCUUUGCAGUGUGAACUGGAAGGGAGGGCAGAGCAGCAGAGGGAGAGGGAGAGGGAAAGGGCGAGGGAGAAGGAGAGAGAGAUGGCUGAGGAGAGGGAGAGAGAGGGGAGGCAGAUGGAGGUGAAGUGGAGAGAGUCUGAGGAGGGAAGAUGUCGGGCAGAAGAAAGGUUGCAGCGGGCAGAGGAGGAGAGGGCAGCGGCAGAAGAUGCAAAGAAGCGGGCACAGGAGGAAAAAACAGCAGCAGAAGAGGCGAAAAAGCGGGCCGAGAGGGCGAAGAGGCGAGUAGAGUCAGAGCGAAAGGAAGCAGUGGAAGAGAGGGAUAGGAUCAGAGAGGAUAAGGAGAGAGCUAUAGAGGAGAGAGAUCGAGCAGUGAAGGAGAGAGACAGAGCUGUAAAGGAAAGGGAGGAGGCCAUAGGGCGAGAGAAGAGGGCUGAAGAAGGAAAGGAGGCGGCAGAGAGGAGGGUGACGGAGGGUGAUGAACGGUUGAGACAGGUGGAGGGUAGAGUGAGGGAAUUGCAAGUGAGGGAGAAGGAAUUGGAGGAGGAGGGGAGGAGGUGGAGGGAGGUGGUUGGUGAGGUGGAGAGGGAGAGGGAUGGAGUGGUGAGUGAGAAAGGGAGGUUGGAGGAGAGAGUGAGGGGGCUUGAGAGAGAGAAAGGGAAGACGGAAAGGUGGAUAGAGGAGGUUCGGAGAGAGAGGGAGGAGAUAGGAAGGAGGGUAGAUGAGAUGAUGAAGAGUAAGGGGGAGCUAGAGAGGAGGUUGGAUGAGGUAGUGAGGGAGAGAGGGGAGGGAGAGAGGGAGAGGGAUAGUGUGAUGGAAGGGAAAUGGGCGGUUGAACAGAGACUGGCAAUUGUGACUGCAGAGAGGGAAGAGGUUGAGAGGAAGUGUGCUUGUAUCGAAAGGGAGAAGCGUGAGAUUGAGGAAGCCAAGGGUGUGAUUGAAACGAGGGCUGCUGGGGCUGAGACGGAGGUGCGUUUGUUGCAGUCACAGAAGGGAGAGAUGGAACGGCAGGUGCUUCUGUUACAGUCACAAACAAGUGAGAUGCAGAAGAAAGUACUUUCGUUAGAGUCACAAAAGAGUGAGUUGGAGGAGAGGGUGGGCGAGAAGGAGAGGCGAGUGAAGGACCUGGAGGGGACCCUGCAGCAGAGGGCUCAGGAGAUUUCAACAAAAGCCCAGGAGAUUCUGCAGAAGGCUCAGGUGGUUUCUCAGGUGCAGCAGGAGAUAGGGAAGCUGAAGAAAGGGAUGAGGGAGAAGGAGAGAGAGUUGGGAAGGAUGGAGAGAGAAGGGAAGGAGAGAGAGAGGAGGGUGGUUGAGAUGGAAAAGCAAUUGGGAGAGAAGGAAAAGGAGAUAGGGGAGAUGAGGGAGAGGAUGGAAGGGAGGGGGAAAGAGAUUGCUGUUUUGGAAGGGAAACUGAAGGAGAAAGAGGAGGCGAUUGAAGGGUUUGCAGCGCGGUUGAGAGGGAAGGAAGAGGAGAUUAGUGAGUUGAAGAGCAGAGAGGAAGGGAGGGAGAGGGUGGUUGAAGGCAUUGAGGCCGAUGUGAGGAGCAAGGGAGAGGAGAUUAGAGAGUUGAAGAGUGGAUUGGAAGGGAGGGAGAGGAAGGUGGGGGAGAUGAAAGCAGUGGCGGCAGAGAGGGAAAGAGCAGUGGAGAAUUUGAAAGAGCAGGUGCGGAAGGGGGGGAAGGAGGCGGAUGGUUUAAAGGCGGAGGUAAGGGAACGGGAGAGGGAUAUUGCCGGCUUGCAAAUAGCUUUGAGUGAAGCGCAGGUGGCUUAUAGCGAGUCGCAGGAUGCUUUAGAGAGGACAAGGGAGUCUCUGAGUGUGUCUGAGCAGGCGCUAAGUGACGCCAGGUUGGAAUCCGCCGCCCUGAAGGAGCACCUGGCGGACCUGGAAAAACACCUGGCGGCAACAGAGAGGCAGGUGGGCGCGAAAGACGAGCACCUGAGCGGGAUUGCGAGGCACCUGGCGGCCACAACAGAGGACCUGGCUGCUGUUCAGGCAGACCGGGCAGCAGCGCAUGAGGAGGCGGAGAGGCUGAGGGGAGAGGUGGAGCGGUUAGGAGGAGAGGUGGAAUGGCUGGGGGGAGAGGGAGAGCGGUUGAGGGAAGAGGGUGAGGGACUGAGGAAAGAGUUGAGGAAUGUUCAAGGGCAGCUUGAGGAAUCACAAGGAGAGGUGGAGCGUAGGAGAGGCGAGGGAGAGAGGUUGAGAGAAGAGAGGGAUGAAGCUAGAAAGAAGGUAGGGGUUGUGCAAGGGGAGGUUGCAGCAGCACAGGAGGAGGUGGAGAGGUUACGAGGAGAGGUGGAGCGGUUGAGAGGAGAGAGGGAGGAGCUGAGAGGGAGGCUGGGUAGUGUUGUGGAAGAGAAGGAGACUAUAACGAGGGAAGCUGGUGUGCUUAGAGAGGGGAAGGUGGCUGUAGAGAGGGAAAGGGAGGAGCUGAGAGGGGAGGUGGGGGCAGUAAGGGAGAUGCUUGCAGCAGCAGAAGCAGAGAAGAGGGGUUUGGAAGGGAGGCUGAGAAGGGCUGAGGAGGAGAGAGAGGAGGCGAGGAUGGGGAUGGGUGUGGUGAGUGAAGAGGUGGAGAGGCAGUGUGGGUUGAUAGCAGCAGGGGAAGAGGAGAGAAAGAGAAUGAAAGAGGAGUUGGGAAGGGUGGAGGGAGAGAGGAAGAGGCUUGACGAAGAGGUGGGGGUGUUGAGAAGAGAGGAGGAGAAGCUUCAGGGGGAGGUUGCAAGGGUCUUAGAGGAGAAGGAGCAAGCGUUGGGAAAAGUGGAGAGGGUUUCUGGUGAGUUGGAGCAAGAGAGGUGUGAGAUGGAGCGAGUAUCAAGUGAGUUGAAGCGAGAGAGGUGUGAGAUGGAGCGAGUAUCAAGUGAGCUGAAGCGAGUUUCAAAGGAGUUGCAAAAAGAGAGGAGCGAGGUGGGGAGAGUAUCGAGUGAUUUGCAGCAAGCUACGGUUGAGUUGGAGGGGUUGAGAGCGGCACUGGGUGGUGCGGAGGAGAGAGUGAGGAAUGGGGAGGAGAGAGGGAGCGAGUUGGAGGAACGGUUGAAUCAGGUCGAGUCCGAUGCAGAGCGGUUGAGAGAGCGGGUGGAGGGGCAGGAAAGGGAGAAAGUGGAGCUUCUGCAGCUGCUGGGGGAAGUGAGGGAGGGAGAGAGAGAGCUAGAAAAGCAGGUUGCACAGGUGAGGGAGGAGUUAGAGAGAGUGAGGGAGGAGUGUGGGAGAAUAGAGGGGGAGAGGAAGAGAGAGGAGGAGCAGAGGGUGAGAGUGGAGAGAGAGAGGGAUGGAACGAAGAGGGAAGGAGAGGAGAAGGAGAAGGAGCUAAAGCAGGAAUUGGAAGAAAGGGAACGAGAUCUGGAGGUAUCAAGAAAAGAAGCAGAGGUGUUGCGAGGUGAAAUGAGAUGUGUUAGCGAGGAGUUGAGUGCGGUGAAAAGAGAGGUAGAGAAGAAGAGAAAAGAGUUGGAGAAGAAGAAAGGAGAGCUUGAGGGGGUGAGGGGUGAGCUAGAGGGCAGGAUCAGAGCUCUAGAGACCACAAGAAGCAACCUGGAAACUGCAAGGAACGAUCUGGAAAAGAGCGAAAGGGAACUGGAGGGAACCAGGGAGGAGUUGGAGAGGGUAAGGGGGGAGUUGGAGCUUGCGGGAAGGUAUGGGAAGCAGCAAGAGGAGAGGGCUGCUGAGCUGGAGAGUCGAUUGGGUGCAGCAGAGAAGAGCCUUAGAGGGAAAGAGAGUACUCUGAGAGAGAAGCAGGAGAUUAUUCAGGGGCUUCAGGAUUUGGUGGUGAGCUUGCAGACAGCUAAGGAGGCACUGCAAGAGGAGAUGGUGGGGCGAUUGGCGGAAGUAAAUGAGAAUUUAAGUGCGAAAGAGAAGGUUUUAUGUGAGAAGGGAGAGGAGAUUUUGGGGCUUAAAGACCUGGUUGUGGGUUUGGAAGGGAGUAAGAAGGGGUUGGAGGAGGAAAAAGAGGUUUUGGAAGGGCGGAUUGAGGGGUUGAGGGAGAGGAUUGGAGAGGCGGAGAGGCGCGUUGAUGAGGUGGAGAGGGAGAGGGAUGACGUGGCGGCAAGGGCGGCUGCCAGGGUGGCGGAGGCCGAGGGCGACGUGGCGGAGAAGCGCGCUGAGCUGGCGCUGGCGAAUCAGGAGCUGGCGGUGCGCGCGGGGCAGAUUGCUGAGCUGUCGUCGCAACUGGACGAGGCCAAGGCGACUGUGAAGCAUCAUUCGGACCGCAUUCGGAUGCUGGACAUGGUGUGUGCGGUGAGGGAGGAGGAGAUGAAGAAGCUUGAGGAGCAGCAAGGGGCGGCAAGGCAGGAGGCAUUGGAGAGAGUAAUGGACCGCGACAAACAGAUCGCUGAUUUGAGAGCCAAGCUGCAAUCUGAGUCGUCCAAUGUCUUUGAGGCACGAAACAGGAUUCAAGCUUUGGAGCGAGCAAAGCAGCGCAUGCAAGCAUCACUGACCGAGGCGCAGCAGCAAAUAGGGGCAGCAAUAAGGGAGAGGGAUGAGGUGAAGGCAGAGAUUGCAAAGCUGAGAGUGAAGUGGGCUGUGCCGUCACCUGCAGGGAACAACAUAAAGCCGUCGGCUAUCAAAGCAAAGCAGUUGCAGUGA
Messenger RNA from Closterium sp. Naga37s-1, 8202 nucleotides. NCBI's taxonomy places the organism in Eukaryota, Viridiplantae, Streptophyta, Zygnematophyceae, Desmidiales, Closteriaceae. The record is from the annotation of a GenBank genome assembly.